AUGAACAAUUUGACUAUUUAUAAGGGUUUGCAUGUGGUUCCAUCAAAAUUUGUCUGGUCAGAGAACCAAAUAGGGGAACAAGUAUGGAUUAAGAAUUUCAGAGCAUUUGCUGAAUUUUACAGGAAUGAUUUACCAAAUCCUCUCGCACUAGAGGGUGAAAUAAAGCUAUGGCAGCAAUAUUGGUCUGAUUAUGAUCGUUGCUUACCAGACAAUGUAAUCAAAACGUUAAAAGCUGUCAAAUUUGAUGGCUUUGAAAACAUUAAGGUAGCAUUAAGAAUUUUAGCCACUUUGCCCGUCACAUCCUGUGAAUGUGAACGUUCUUUUUCUUCUUUACGCAGACUUAAGGACUAUACCAGGAGCACCAUGGUGCAGGAUCGUUUAAAUGGAAUUGCACUCAUGUACAUCCAUAAGGAAAUCCUGCCAAACAUAGAUGCUGUUAUUGAUCGGUAUGCAAUGAGCAACCGAAGGCUAUCCUUUUCAUAA
Molecule: messenger RNA, 483 nt
Organism: Hydractinia symbiolongicarpus
Lineage: Eukaryota; Metazoa; Cnidaria; Hydrozoa; Anthoathecata; Hydractiniidae
Product: 52 kDa repressor of the inhibitor of the protein kinase-like
Exons: 1
Coding region: 1-483 (160 amino acids)
Molecular function (GO): protein dimerization activity
Source: RefSeq, a predicted model, not a curated record